This is a messenger RNA of Hippocampus comes (tiger tail seahorse), 1676 nucleotides long. RefSeq names its product selenoprotein T, 1a (gene selenot1a). The record is from RefSeq and is a predicted model, not a curated record. Gene Ontology annotation, biological process: cell redox homeostasis. Gene Ontology annotation, molecular function: thioredoxin-disulfide reductase (NADPH) activity. NCBI's taxonomy places the organism in Eukaryota, Metazoa, Chordata, Actinopteri, Syngnathiformes, Syngnathidae. Gene Ontology annotation, cellular component: endoplasmic reticulum membrane. The transcript has 6 exons.
CAUCCGAUUCAACUGUCACUCACUCGGGUUCGGUCGAGUGGGGAAACACUCUACCCGGAAAGAAAUGGCGAUGAAGUGGAUUCGCUUCUCUUUCCUCGCCCUCGCUGUCUUGUCGCUGUGCCCCGACGCGUCCGGUGACAGCAGCAGCGCCGUGAAGAAGAUGAAAAUGCAGUUCGCUGCCGGCCCGUUGCUCAAGUUUCAGAUUUGCAUCUCCUGAGGGUACAAGCGGAUGUUUGAGGAGUACACGCAGGCCUUGUACCAGCGGUACCCGGACAUCCGCAUCGAGGGGGAGAAUUACCUUCCCAUCCCCGCCUAUCGGCACUUUGCUUCCUUUCUGUCUGUCUUCAAACUGCUAGUGAUUGGGAUGAUCAUUAUCGGCAAGGACCCGUUCGCUCUCUUUGGCGUGCAAGCCCCGGGGAUCUGGGAGUGGGGCCAGGGAAAUAAGAUAUACGCCUGCAUGAUGGUGUUCUUUCUCAGCAACAUGAUUGAAAACCAGUUGAUGUCCACGGGAGCUUUUGAAAUAACAUUUAAUGAUGUGCCAGUAUGGUCCAAACUCGAGUCGGGCCACCUGCCCUCCAUGCAGCAGCUGGUGCAGAUCCUGGACAAUGAAAUGAAGAUGAACGUUCACAUGAACACAAAGCCGCUCCACCACUCCUAACAACGCUCCUCACUGUGUAGGCCGCAGCCGAAAGCCCCUCCGUGUCUGAGGUGGGCCUCUCGCAGGGCUGUGACGUGAUGUUUAUGAAGGUCUGCGCUGAAGGCAGGACCACUGCUAGCACAGACUGGAUGACCCCUCCGCCCCCACACACAACACAGCCCUCAGAGAUGAUCCGCCCCCGACAGCAGAGCGGGCUUGAUGGCGACACUGCCAACCAGUCGGUCAUUUUCUUGAACUAUUCACUGAACAUUUGAUCCAAGCAAAAAGUCGAAUUACGAGUUUUACAUGGUUGCGUAUAAAGUAGUCCGAUAAAACGUAUAGCACCUGAGCCAAACGUACACGCUGCUUCAAAAGUCACCGUGCACGGACAUUUUUUUGAUAAGAGUGCAUAUGUACCGUCUGUAUUAUGCACUGAAAUCUUCAAGUUGGCUAUAUUCAAGCUGUUAAAUGACUUUUUGUCAACUCAAGUACAUUAGAGAGGCGUUGGCUGUUCCUGCUUGAGCUUCUGGACCGAGUCCUCUCCGCUUCUCCAGGGGCUCAAGUCAGGGAUUCCUGCACUUGAGUGCCAAUUCCACCAAUUCACGACAUUGCGGUAAUAAAUCGGCACACACUCGCUUGUCGUUUUCUGUUCUGUUGUCUUUAUUACUUGCCACACGCACACAGAGAGAACUCAACAUGAUCAGAUAUGGAAUACCCAUGAACUUCCUGCGUUCUAUUUUUGCAACAUGUCUUAAAAUAUACAUUUUCAGUAUCAAAUAUGUACCUCGUGUAGUCCAGAUUGCAUCACGUCUUCAAAAUUCAAGUGCACGGUGACUUCUUGAGCAUCCUGUCGAAUUUACUCUCAAUUUCUUGUCGUCAAAGUAGCUUCAGCCCUUGUCGAAAAGUGACUCGUCACGCUGUUGUCAAACUAACAUCGGGUGGUUUGUUUUUUUUCUGCUAUGAUUUCUGAGUAAUUUUUAUAUUUGCAUAACUUGGAAUGAGUUGAUACAAUGAAUUAAAAACCUCUUGUGACUAUGAA